UGCCGCACAUUAAAGUUCUAUCAGUAAUGGGAAGCCCAGGGCCAACAGAAGUAUCCAAGACCAUAACUCUAGCUAAAGAUGCUACCGAUCUUAACUAAAUUGCGUUCGGCCGACAGUCAAAAAGAUAAGAAAGCCUGUCCAAGAAAAAGGUCCGCCAGAACCCCCAAAAAAAAAAAAAGUACUAGCCUUUAGUCUUUACUGAUAGGGUUUCAAGGUUGCCAAUUUACUAGCGUCUGCUAGAAGACGGAUUUUGGCCGGAGCUCUGGAAGCCGGAACAAUGGAUGAGAAAAAGGUGAAUUGUGAUCUGGGACCCAUAGCAAAUUCCAUUGCUGCUGACGACAAGCAUAAAUUUACGAGCUUGGUUAAAGAACAGCUGAAAAAUAGCAAGAAUGGGAUAUGUUCUGUUAGUCUUGGUGAGAUGCUUUCCAGGAUUUGUUUGCACCGGUCAACUGAUUGUGCUAGUGCUCUCCUUGCAGGAGAGACUGGACUCAAAGUAGAUAUUAAUGCAGCACUUAUUCGUGGAGGAUACCCGUUGCACCUUGCUGCUCAUCAUCUGUCAUUUGAGCUAGCAAAGCUGUUUCUUGAACAUGGAGCUCGGACAAAUGUAGUUGCUGAUGAUAAGCUUCCUUUGCAAGUUGCACUUGAUGCAAUAAGCCAUCAUGACUUUAUUGCUGAUUGGACCCCAGAAAAAUCUGUCUUUAAGUUGAUUUAUAUGCUAUGCCUACCAUCUUUGCGUAAACCACUGGAGGUGGUAAAGUUGCUCUCCGCUGGCAUUGACUCUAAAGAUGUUGAGAAAGUAGGCAGCUACUGCGUUGAAGAAGGGAAACUUAUUCAACUGGCUGCUUU
Messenger RNA from Coffea eugenioides, 846 nucleotides. RefSeq lists its product as uncharacterized. The record is from RefSeq and is a predicted model, not a curated record. NCBI's taxonomy places the organism in Eukaryota, Viridiplantae, Streptophyta, Magnoliopsida, Gentianales, Rubiaceae. Gene Ontology annotation, molecular function: protein binding. The annotation marks the transcript as partial. The transcript has 4 exons. Gene Ontology annotation, biological process: protein ubiquitination; positive regulation of protein catabolic process.